AUGGGUCUAGCUGAGCCGAGAAAGAGGCAGAAACUGUCCCAUGAUCCCCGGAACCUAGCAUGGUCGUCCCAGUCCUCUGAGACCUCCUAUGGCCACCGCCUUAUGACCCAGCAGGGGUGGUCGCAAGGGCAGGCACUCGGCAAACGCACCACCACCUCCCGAUUUGGUGUUCCUAGCGACGCAGAACGCCUCGCCUCUGCACAUGUGGGAGUGCUCUUUAAAGAUGACAAUCUAGGUCUGGGUGCAAGGAGGAAAGGCGGGAAGGAAGCCGUUGAGAACCAGAAGGUUGGGCUGGAUGCAUUCCAGGGCCUCUUAGGUCGAUUGAAUGGCAAGAGUGAGGAGGUACUGAAACAAGAGGAGAAGAAGGUGGAAGACAGAAAGUUAGCAAUGUAUACCCGAGGGAGAUGGGGUGGCAUGAUCUUUGUUAGGGGUGGAGUUUUGGUCGGAACUCUUGACAAGAAGGAGCAAUUGGAAAACACAGAGUCUGCCACUUUGGUCGAGAACGAUCAACCCCCGCCUCAAUUAUCAUCGCAAGACCAAGAAGAAGCUAAAAGAAAAGAGCGUGAAGAGCGACGGAAACUAAAGGAAGAAAAAAGACAGCGGAAGGAGGCGAGGCGGAUACGGCGAGAAGAGAAGGCUCGGAGAAGAGCUGCAAAGAAAGCCGGGGACGAUGCUCCAGGGCUCACGGUCCAUAAGUCUCCUUUGACUCAGCCUCCAGAUGAACCUGUGUCGUCUGCCGUAUCAGACAACGAAUCCGAGGCAGGCCAAAGUUCAGGCAAGCGCGAUGAGCGACGAAAGCACAAAUCUUCAAGGGAUGUUGCGGACGCCCCAGAGAAGUCGCCCGUGUCGACUUUGAAGGUCGUACCCAACAAACCGAGCAUCACUGUUAUGCAAACUGGCCGACAUCUGCUUAGAGGGCGGAACAUCCAGGCCAAGAAGAUGGUAUUGGCCGAUGUGAAGGGCCUGGACGAGAUUUUUAUGAGAUGA
Fonsecaea monophora is the source of this 987-nucleotide messenger RNA. RefSeq lists its product as hypothetical. The record is from RefSeq and is a predicted model, not a curated record. Lineage: Eukaryota; Fungi; Ascomycota; Eurotiomycetes; Chaetothyriales; Herpotrichiellaceae. Gene Ontology annotation, molecular function: nucleic acid binding. The coding region runs from base 1 to 987 and encodes 328 amino acids. The transcript has 2 exons.